Molecule: messenger RNA, 823 nt
Organism: Aureobasidium pullulans EXF-150
Lineage: Eukaryota; Fungi; Ascomycota; Dothideomycetes; Dothideales; Saccotheciaceae
Exons: 2
Coding region: 321-800 (159 amino acids)
Source: RefSeq, a predicted model, not a curated record
GUCUUCUGGCAUACACCUUCUACCUGAAAGGAGAGAAGAUGGUGGCGCUUGUCUGGCACAGCGGUAAUGGUUAUCAUUUCUUCCAGAAGACAGACGGAAGUCUUUCGCGUACACUCAGUCUCCACUCAAGCCACAUAUGCACAACUCGACCAGUGCCCCUUCCUUAUCGAAGUAAGAGUAUACCAAGGGACUCAUCCGAUCCUAGAACUCCUGACGGCGACUUCGACGCCUCCUACCCCAACGACUCUGGAGAUGACUCUAGCUUGACUGAUUUUGACUCGGUGGAACCAGAAGUUACAAAGGCUCCCGUGACACCACGCAUGUCCUUGCGCUCCAGCCAAAGUAGUCUACCGCAGGGAUCUGCCAUCCGAGUGGCAGUGCCGUCUCUCCCAGUCCCGUUGCCAGACCACAUACCGCAGUCACGGAAAAGGGGUUGCGUGAUUCUUGAUUUGACGGAGGAAGACGAGUCACCUCGCGUUAAAAAGGAACGAUUGGAGUCUCCGGUACUCCUCGCACACACCGUCCCAUACAUCACUCCACCCACUACCCAUCCGUCCGCGCCAUCCAAUGCACCCAGCGAAGACAGAUCAAGCAUGACCAGAUCCGCCAGAGAGAAUUUGGCAAACGAUUAUGGCCGCAUGUGCGCUCAGAUCGCCCAAGAGCGUUCCAUGCGUGUGUUUGAGCUUCCAAAAAUGAUCGAUUUUAAGAGGAGGAUGAUACAGGCCGUCAGAACAGGUGAUGAAUCUGCUCUGUACAGUAUCUAUGGCGAAGUUCAAGCCUUCUUCGCCACAAUCGACUAAUGCUGUUGCUUGGUCACAAUAUC